UUUUUAACAUUCGUUGUACUUCAAAGUUACAAUAUAUUAUUACUAUAAUUGUUGUAAAAUACAAAUAAUUAAUUUUAUAAUUUUUCAUCAACUAUAACUAUAUUUGUAGAUCAACGUUUGGCGAUAUUGUCAAUAUGGGACACACUUGGUCGGAAUAUGUCGCUCCAGAGACGACCCCGUUACGAGACAAACCAUCUCAGUUUGAACCUCACUUUGGUUUUACGACAGAAAGACGAGAGAAAAAAAUGAUUGCUUCACUGGCAGAAAUGGAAUCUGCUAAAGUUCCGUUGGAUGCCAGAGACUUUUGUACACACAUGUUAUUGAAUUUAAGAGGUUGUAUCAGGGAUCACUUUCCAUUCAAUCACCAUUGUCAUCAUGAAAGAGAAGAAUAUUACGAAUGCCAAUAUCACGAUUAUUUGGAUCGUAUGAAGGACUAUGAAAGAGAAAAGCGAUUAUUACAAAGAAGACAUCAAUUGAGACAAGGAGGUGCACCAAACGCAGAAGAAGGCACAAUCAGUGCUUAAAUGGUAUUAAUAUCAUUUAAUAAUUUAGAGAAAUAUUGAAUAUUAUGAAGAAACACAUGCAAAUAUAUGAGCAAUAUGAAUCUUUAGAAUGUGGUAUAGAUAUUUUGUUCUGAUUAUAUGUUAUAUAAAAUAAUAAAUAAAACUCACUUUGUAUUGAUAUAAAUGAAA
Aphis gossypii (cotton aphid) is the source of this 692-nucleotide messenger RNA. It is a transcript of the gene ND-B18, whose product is annotated as NADH dehydrogenase [ubiquinone] 1 beta subcomplex subunit 7. Lineage: Eukaryota; Metazoa; Arthropoda; Insecta; Hemiptera; Aphididae. The record is from RefSeq and is a predicted model, not a curated record. Gene Ontology annotation, cellular component: mitochondrion. The transcript has 4 exons. Bases 135 to 524 code for a protein of 129 amino acids.